UCCGAAAUCUUGAUUUUUCACUUGUUUCUCCCUCUGCCUUCUGAAACUUGCCUGAAUUCCAAUCUUAACCCAAUGAUUUCCACAGAAUUCUCCCCAAAAUGCUUUCCCUUCAACUCUCACCCAAACCCCACUCCAAAUUCUCAUCACCAUUACUCUCUCAUCACCUGUAGGAACCCUAACCCUAACCCUAUUCCUCCUAACAGAAGCUCUUCAAAUCUCAAACUUACCACCACUUCCAAGCCUACCCAUUUGCAAUCCUACUCCUACAAAGAAACCCAUUUCAUGAAAUUGCUCAAUCGCUCCUGCAAAACUGGCAAAUACGAUGAAUCCCUCUACUUCUUGGAGCUCAUGGUGGCAAAAGGUUAUAAACCUGAUGUAAUCCUCUGUACCAAGCUCAUUAAGGGUUUCUUCAACACAAAACGAAUCGAAAAAGCUGUUAAAGUCAUCCAGAUACUCGAAUCCCAUGGCGAACCAGAUGUGUUUGCUUACAAUGCAGUCAUCAGUGGGUUUUGUAAGUUGAAUCAAAUCGAAUCGGCUAAUCGGGUGUUGGAUCGGAUGAGGAAUCAUGGGUUUUCACCAGAUGUGGUUACUUAUAAUAUCUUGAUUGGGUCUCUUUGUAGCAGAGGGAAACUUGGAUUGGCUAUGAAGAUGUUGGGACAAUUGUUGGAGGAUAACUGUAAUCCAACGGUCAUUACUUACACAAUCUUGAUUGAAGCCACCAUUCUUGAAGGUGGGAUUAAUGAAGCAAUGAAGCUUUUAGAUGAGAUGUUAUCCAGAGGGCUUCAACCUGAUAUGUAUACAUAUAAUGCCAUUAUCAGAGGGUUGUGUAGAGAAGGAAUGAUGGAGGAAGCUUUCGAGUUCGUUAGAAGCUUGCCAUCAAAAGGAUGCAAACCGGAUGUGAUCUCUUACAACAUCCUGCUAAGAGCAUUGUUGAAUCAGGGGAAAUGGGGUGAUGCAGAAAGAUUAAUGAAAGAAAUGUUUUCAAGAAACUGUGAUCCGAAUUCGGUUACUUACAGCAUUUUGAUAAACUCGUUGUGUCGAGAUGGGAAGGUAGAUGAAGCUAUGAACUUAUUGAAAAUCAUGGUUGAAUCUGGACUUGCUCCUGAUGCUUUCACUUUUGAUCCUCUGAUUUCUGCUUUUUGUAAAGAAGGCAGAUUGGAUGUUGCAAUUGGUUUCUUGGAUUACAUGAUAUCGAGCGGAUGUUUACCCGAUAUAGUCAAUUACAACACGGUGUUAUCGGCUUUGUGUAAAAAUGGAAAUGCAGAUGAAGCUCUGCAGAUUUUUGAAAGAUUAGGGGAAACAGGAUGUCCACCUGAUGUAAGUACUUAUAACACAAUGAUAAGUGCCUUAUGGAACAAUAAAGAAAGGGAGAAGGCUUUUAGUAUGGUUUCCGAGAUGAUAAUGAAAGGAAUCGACCCCGAUGAGAUCACGUAUAACGCACUUAUUUCAUGUUUGUGUCGAGAUGGGAUGGUGGACGAGGCUUUUGGGCUAUUGGAGAGUAUGGAGAGUAAUGGGUUCAUUCCUACUGUUAUAACCUACAAUAUUAUGCUUCUUGGAUUAUGUAAAGCUCAUAGAAUGGAUGAUGCGAUUCGAGUCUUGGAAGAAAUGGUCGAAAGAGGGUGUCAACCGAACCAAACGACCUAUGUUUUGUUGGUGGAAGGGGUCGGGUUUGCGGGAUGGCGGGCUGAGGCCAUAGAUCUGGGUAAUUCGCUGUUUAGAAGGAGAGUGAUUUCCGGAGAAUCGAUUAAACGCUUGAAAAAGACUUUCCCGUUGAUGGAUUCUGAAUACAAGUAGUCCAGAUUAUGCAAAAAACUUGAACAAAUGGUCUACAAAAGGUAUGCCAUUUAAGAAGUUUUCUGAACUGAGAGAUGAACAGCAAAGAUCAUAACUUACCAGUUUUUUGUGUAUUAAAUUCUAGGAAAAAAAGUAGACAUCAGUAUCAAUCUACUGAAAUUAACAUUCUUUUGCAGUUCC
Messenger RNA from Cynara cardunculus var. scolymus (artichoke), 1974 nucleotides. Its product is annotated as pentatricopeptide repeat-containing protein At3g04760, chloroplastic. The transcript has a single exon. Gene Ontology annotation, molecular function: protein binding. The record is from RefSeq and is a predicted model, not a curated record. The coding region runs from base 73 to 1794 and encodes 573 amino acids. NCBI's taxonomy places the organism in Eukaryota, Viridiplantae, Streptophyta, Magnoliopsida, Asterales, Asteraceae.